Messenger RNA from Paramecium pentaurelia, 193 nucleotides. Lineage: Eukaryota; Ciliophora; Oligohymenophorea; Peniculida; Parameciidae. The record is from the annotation of a GenBank genome assembly.
AAUGGGAAAAGACAAAUAAAAAAAAUAAAAUUCAAAAAAUAAUUUAAAAAGUAAAUAAAAAGUACCUUUGAAAUAAUAUCAAAUUAAGAAAUUUUAAACUUCAAAAUAACAUAAUGAAAAACCUUAGGAAAGGAAUGAUGUAAUGAAAGUUUAAAUUUAAAAGAAGACAAUAUCAAAAAAGAAAAGUUAAUGA